UCGAGCCAAAAUUCGAAAACCGAUGUAUAGAUGCGAUUCAAAUCUACUCAUAUUUACGCCGGCACCUGUCGCUGCACCAACAUUUUUCACUGCAUAGAUCCCUCAAAUUUCACGAACAGAUCCACAGCCAUAAUCUCCACUUUUCAGAGUAUCUAACUAAUGAAGGCUGUAUAGUGUACCUGAUCCAUAAUUUUGUUCUCAAUUUGUUUUGUCUUUGGGUGUCACGGAAUGGAGUUUACUGAAGCUUAUAAGCAGGCGGGCCCUUGUGCUUUUUCUCCAAAUGCUCGGUUUCUUGCAGUUGCAGUCGAUUAUCGCCUCGUGAUUCGUGAUGUUCUCACAUUCAAGGUGGUGCAACUAUUUUCGUGCUUGGACAAAAUAACUUACAUAGAGUGGGCCCUUGAUUCAGAGUAUAUAUUGUGUGGUUUGUAUAAGAGACCUAUGAUACAAGCAUGGUCCUUGGCACAACCUGAAUGGACAUGCAAAAUAGAUGAAGGUUCUGCCGGAAUUUCCUAUGCAAGGUGGAGUCCCGAUAGUCGCCAUAUACUCACCACAUCUGACUUUCAAUUGAGGUUAACAGUUUGGUCAUUGUUAAACACUGCAUGCAUACAUGUGCAAGGGCCGAAGCAUGGUUCAAAGGGAGUGUCAUUUACCAAAGAUGGAAAGUUUUCUGCAAUAUGUACUAGACGUGAUUGCAAGGACUAUGUCAAUCUACUUUCUUGUCAUACAUGGGAAAUUAUGGGUGUUUUUGCGGUUGACACAUUGGAUUUGGCUGAUAUCCAAUGGUCACCUGAUGACAGUGCCAUAGUUAUCUGGGAUUCCCCUCUUGAAUAUAAGGUUCUGAUAUAUUCCCCAGACGGAAGGUGUCUAUCCAAGUAUCAAGCUUACGAAUGUGGAUUAGGUGUAAAAAGUGUUUCAUGGUCACCAUGUAGUCAAUUUUUGGCAGUAGGAAGUUAUGACCAGAUGAUUCGGGUUCUAAAUCACUUGACAUGGAAAGUAUUUGCAGAAUUUACGCACCUAUCGACUGUUCGUGGCCCGUGUGGUGCUGCUAUUUUCAAGGAAGUGGACGAGCCAUUGCAACUUGAUAUGUCAGAAUUGUCACUGAAUGAUGAUUUUGCUCAACGCAGUGCUGAUAGUGUUUCUGAAACACAAAUUCAAGUUAGGUAUGAUGUUAUGGAAGUGCCAAUUACUCUCCCCUCCCUGAAGCCUCCAGCAGAUAAACCAAAUCCUAAGCAAGGAAUCGGUCUUAUGUCUUGGAGCAGUGACAGUCAGUACAUAUGUACUCGUAAUGAUAAUAUGCCAACGGUUCUUUGGAUAUGGGAAGUGCACCAUCUUGAGCUUGCGGCUAUCUUGAUUCAAAAGGAUCCCAUUCGAGCGGUAGCGUGGGACCCAAAGUAUCCACGUCUACUUUUAUGUACCGGAAGUAACCAUUCAUACAUGUGGACGCCCUCAGGCGCUUACUGCAUAAACAUUCCGUUUCCACAGUUUUCUGUCAUCGAUCUGAAAUGGAAUCUAGACGGAAGUUGUCUUCUUCUCAAAGACAAGGAGUUGUUCUGUUGUGCUGCUUUGCCGAUGCUACAAGAAUCUAGUGAUUAUAGCUCAGAUGACUGACCCUUCCAUUACUCGUCUCACCAUAUGAUUAUGUGAAUAUUCAUCGACUAAUUAUUAUUUUUCAGGAUGUCUUGUAAUAUUAUGUAGUUUGGUUUGAGAAUUAGCUUUAGCACCCAAAACCAGAAUCCUUGUUUGAAUUUAAUAUUUUGAUUGUAUUUUAAUGGUCAAAUUGCAUUAUAUUUUCUACUUGGGUUGGGAUA
Molecule: messenger RNA, 1808 nt
Organism: Olea europaea var. sylvestris
Lineage: Eukaryota; Viridiplantae; Streptophyta; Magnoliopsida; Lamiales; Oleaceae
Product: WD repeat-containing protein WRAP73
Exons: 6
Coding region: 229-1608 (459 amino acids)
Biological process (GO): microtubule anchoring at mitotic spindle pole body; protein localization to mitotic spindle pole body; mitotic sister chromatid segregation
Cellular component (GO): MWP complex; microtubule organizing center; mitotic spindle
Molecular function (GO): protein binding
Source: RefSeq, a predicted model, not a curated record